Rotaria socialis is the source of this 2322-nucleotide messenger RNA. NCBI's taxonomy places the organism in Eukaryota, Metazoa, Rotifera, Eurotatoria, Philodinida, Philodinidae. The record is from the annotation of a GenBank genome assembly.
AUGUAUUGUUCCAAAAGUAUCAAUGAGCGUACGCGAGAAUGUAUGCGGAAACGUCGAUUAAAUCGCCGUGAGAAUGAAUCAUCACAGCCAAGACAGGAUGACCAAAAUGAACAAUGUUCCAUGGACAUUUCAAAGAUAAUCGAUCAAGCAACCAUUGAUAUAUUAGAUGGUUCAAGUAAUGCAUUGGCUAAUUGUGUGGAUUCUGUUUCUUGUCGUUCUGAAUCAUCUAGUGAAUUUGAAUUGAAUGUUGUUGAUGAUACUAAUGACGACUUUGACAAUGAAACUGACGAUGAUGAUGAAACUGACGAUGAUGAUGAAACUGACGAUGAUGAUGAAACUGACGAUGAUGAUGAAACUGACGAUGAUGAUGAUGAUGAUGAUGAUGAUGAUAGUAUAAAUGAAUAUAUUCAUUUACAUGAUCAUAACAAUCAAACAAAAUUAUUUUCAUCGUGUCCAUUAUCUAUACGCGAAGCAUGUCUUGCUAUCAUGAAAUUAGCUCGUCGUCUAAAUUUGGACAAAAGUGGAAUCAAAAUUUUAUUAAAUGAUAUUCGACGUCUUUUCCCGUCAGAUCUCAAAUUACCACGAUCGGUUCAAGGUCUCAUGAAGAUAAUAGGUUUUGAUUAUUCGAAGAAAGUGAUAUAUUAUUGUUGUGAAUGCUUGUCUCGUUUGACAAAUCCUGAAAAUGUAAUUGAAGUUGCAAUUAAUAAUAUUAAAGAUGAAGUUUACGCAACAGCCAAACGACAUAUAAAUUUAAUCAAUGAAUAUUCUCAAUGUUCAAAUGUUUUUUUACCAUACGAUGUACUCAACGGUUCCAUAUAUGAACGUUUGAAGAAAAAUCAAAAACAACUGACUCUCGCCCUCCACACCGAUGGAGCACCCGUCACAAAAAUGGGUGGAAAAUCAUUAUGGCCAGUCCAAGCAACGAUUCUUGAAAUUCCCCCUCCUAUUAGAGAUCAUGUAAGUGCUGUAAUGGUCUUUGGUGCUUGGUUAGGUGGUACUCAUGCGAAUAGAGAACUACUGUGGAAUAGCAUUGUUGACAAAAUAAAGUAUUUGUAUGAAAAUGGAAUUACAUUAAAAUUAAAUGAUAAUACCAAAAUCAAGUUCAAUAUUCGAGUGCAAUUCGUCACUUUUGACCUACCGGCACUUGCCCAUAACUGUAAUAUAGUUCAAUUCAAUGGCUAUGAUGCUUGUCCAUUUUGCAAAGCACAUGGUUAUGCUAUUGGAACACAAAUAUUUUAUGCUCAUUCACCAACACCAUCUAUUAGAAAGACUGAUGGUGAUUAUCUUCGAUUAUCAACGACUGAUUUACCAAGAUUAGGUUCACAUGGUAUUAAAGGUCCCACUCCAUUAACAAAUAUAAUGUUAUUUCCUUAUCAAAUUGCUGUGGAUUACAUGCACUUGGUGUGUAGCGGACACUUUAAGACUUUAAUUAUUUAUUGGAACCAACUGCUGUUGCCAGAUGUUUUUGAACAAGCAUCGAAUUUUUUAUUAUCAAUUACAUUACCACACUCGUUUGGAUAUCAAUUUGUGUCAAUAAUUCAGUUUGCAAAUUGGAAAACGAAAAUGUUCAGGGACUUUCUGUUGUAUAUCUCACCAAUAUUUGCGAUUCAAUUUUUACCGGAUGAAUUGACCUUACACUUUUUAUAUUAUUUUAUUUACAUUCGAGUGUUACGCUUUUAUCAAGACAAAAAUGAAUUACAAGGUGUCGAUCAUUUUUUCAACUAUUAUUAUGAAAAUUUAUCAAAACAUUAUGGUCCUAAAUCUGAACUUUGUACGAUUCAUAUACAUUCACAUCUUCUAGGUCAAGUCAGAAGGCAUGGAUCGUUAUCCAUGACUUCAUGCUUUCCUAGGGAAUCUUAUAUUGGAAAUGCAAUUAAAUGGUGCCAAGGUAAAAAAUAUAUGCUUGAACAGUUUAUUACAUGGUAUAAAAUCGACCAUAGUUUAUAUCCUGAUAGUACAUUAAAUAUGACUUAUCUUACUCAAAAUCAACGUUUCGAUGAUAAGUAUUUAAAUAAACGAUUAAUUGCAUCUUUAGAUGAGAAAUUUAUAAAAUGUUGCAAUAAAAAAAACAUUCAAUUAGAUACAAGAAAGCGAAUUAAACAAUAUGGUCGUUAUUUUCGAGGGUUAAAAACAUUUCAUUCAUUAUCGUAUGAGCGUGGUGGAAAUGCAAUUAGCUAUUGGGUAUUUGUUAAAGAUAAUGAAUGUUCACAAAAUCAUGGUAUUUGUUUUGGCGAAGUUGUUUAUUAUUGUCAACUUGAUAAUGAGUAUUAUGCAUUUUUAAAGCAUUUAAAUGCCUUGAUAAAAGUUUGGCAGAUGGUUUAG